Messenger RNA from Rattus norvegicus (Norway rat), 1518 nucleotides. It is a transcript of the gene Nkapl, whose product is annotated as NFKB activating protein-like. The record is from RefSeq and is marked provisional. Lineage: Eukaryota; Metazoa; Chordata; Mammalia; Rodentia; Muridae. Gene Ontology annotation, molecular function: chromatin binding.
GACUUCUGGAAUAACCGCCGUGUUGGUUGAUUGAAGGCAGUCCAUGUCGCCUGUACCAGGAUCCCGCCCUAAUGAGGACACUCUGGGCUCUCAGAAACGACGACGAGGCUCGGAGAGCCCACCGUCGGUGUUGCAGACUAGUCGAUUCUCUCGGGGUUUUUGCUCUCACCUCAGCGGGCCUGAGGGGCUCCAGCCUCCGCGGGGUGCGGACGGCGUCCGGCCGCUGCAUCCGGUCAGCCGCCCCAGAUCUGGAGAACGACCGCUAUCGCUGGGAAUCCGUACUCUUGCCUCAUCGUCCUCUCCCAUCUGUGGUGGAUACCGUUACCACCAUAACUAUGCGGGAGACUGUUCGUGGUCUGAGGACCAGGAGAAGGAAAAGGAGGAGAGCUAUAGGCAAAGGAGGCUGAAGGAAAGGGAGAGGAUUGGAGAACUGGGAGCGCCUGAAGUAUGGGGACUGUCACCCAAGAUUCCUGAGCCAGAUUCUGAUGAACAUACACCAGCUGAAGAUGAGGUGAAGAAUCAGAAGAGCAGCAGUUCAGAUUUAACCAACGAAGAAAAAAGGACCAAGACCAGUCAUUCAACAAAGAAAAAAAGAAAGAAAAAGCCUUCCAAAAAGAAGCAUAAAAAAUAUGACAGCAAUUCAGACUCAGACAUUCAUUCCAGCUCUGAUAGUGAUAAAAACAAAGUUAAAAUCAAGAAGAAAGAGAAGAAAAAGAAACAUCGGGCGAAAGAACUCAAGAAGAAAAAGAGAACCAAAAAAGAAUACAAUGGCAUAAGCUGCAAAGCUUCAGGAAGGGAAUUGCCGGAAGAUGUGUGGAUGGAACAGUCGAUGAGUGCAGAUAGCACAGAUUUAAUAGGUCCAGAAGCACCUGUUACACAUACCUCACAAGAUGAGAAACCUUUGAAUUAUGGCCACGCUCUACUUCCAGGUGAAGGUGCAGCAAUGGCUGAAUAUGUAAAAGCUGGGAAGCGUAUCCCACGAAGAGGUGAAAUUGGGUUGACAAGUGAAGAGAUUGCCUCAUUUGAAUGUUCAGGUUAUGUCAUGAGUGGUAGCAGGCAUCGCCGAAUGGAGGCUGUAAGACUGCGAAAAGAGAACCAGAUUUACAGUGCGGAUGAGAAACGAGCCCUGGCAUCCUUUAACCAAGAAGAGAGGCGGAAGAGAGAGAAUAAGAUCCUAGCCAGCUUUCGAGAAAUGGUAUACAGAAAGACAAAAGGGAAAGAUGACAAGUGACAACUUUUUUGUUUCACUGCGGGACAUUUAACAACAAAGGCUUUGUAUGACCAAAGUAAUAGUAAAUGGUAAAACCAUUAGGUACUAUCGUACCUACUGUUUUAGUAGAAAGCACAUCUUAAGAUGUCAUUAGAAAGUUUUACAAACAUUGCAGGAGAAUGACUAAAAAGGUAAAUGUCACUUCAGUCCAUGAUUUACCUCCCUUUAAAAACAGUGUCUUCUGUAUCCUGUGGUUUUUGUUCAUAUACAAGUUUGUGUUUUGGAAAAUAAAAGUUAGUGCUACUAAA